AUGAAUAAGCAUCACAAAGAGUUAGAUAGUUUUGCCAGUAAAAUGUCGAAAAUUGAACUAGAACAUAAAAGCAUAGAAAUCGCAUUAAAGUCAGAAAUACAAGAUUUAAAAUGUCGUAGUAUGCGGGACAAUUUAUUGUUUCACAAAAUCAAAGAAGAAAAAGAUGAAAACUGUGAAGUUAAAAUCUUACAAUUCAUUGAAGAAAAACUUAAAAUAGAAAAUGCAUCUAGUGAUAUCCGACUUCAGAGAGUACAUCGCAUUGGGCAAUAUAGUGCCGGAAAAACACGACCGAUUGUCGCUAAAUUCACGGAAUUCCCCGAUCGUGAGCGGGUGCGACGAGCUGCUAAGGAGCUGAAGGGAUCUAUCUAUGGCAUAUCAGAACAGUAUCCAAAAGAAAUAGUAGAUCAGCGUCGUAAGUUAAUCCCUAUCAUGUUACAGGCCCGCCGGGAUGGAAAGGAAGCAUACCUUAAGAUGGACAAACUUUACAUUAACAAUCAGCUCUAUAGAGAAUCAUGCUAG
Molecule: messenger RNA, 519 nt
Organism: Ruditapes philippinarum (Manila clam)
Lineage: Eukaryota; Metazoa; Mollusca; Bivalvia; Venerida; Veneridae
Exons: 1
Coding region: 1-519 (172 amino acids)
Source: RefSeq, a predicted model, not a curated record